AUGAGGAGAUAUCAACUUUUAUUUUUCAUUUUUUGUAAUCUUAUUGAGUAUUCAAAAGGUGAUGUACCUGAUUUUAUUUCGGCUUUCGGACUGACAGUUUGCUCUUCAACUAAAUUGAGUGAUCAACUCUAUGAAGUUGUUGUUUCUACACCUGAGGUUUUGGACAAUCAAACAAUUCGAAUUCUUCUUCCAAAUGAUUAUUUCACCAGUGGUAAUACCCGUCGUUACCCGGUUCUUUAUCUAUUACACGGAGCGACCGGCGGUGCAGCUGACUGGACAGGUGCAGCUGAAGAAAUAACUGGAAAUGCAUCAUUGAUUAAAGUCAUGCCAAAUGGUGGUCGAUUUGGAUUUUAUACAAAUUGGGUUAUUCCAGGUAGUCUCUAUCCACAAAAUUGGCGAACAUUUCAUAUGGAACAAUUAGUUCCAUGGAUUGAUGUGAAUUUACGAACGGUAGCAAAAAAACAAGGUCGUGCUAUUGCUGGUCUUUCCAUGGGUGGUUAUGGUGCGAUUCACUAUGCUCAAUUAUACNUUCCAGGUAGUCUCUAUCCACAAAAUUGGCGAACAUUUCAUAUGGAACAAUUAGUUCCAUGGAUUGAUGUGAAUUUACGAACGGUAGCAAAAAAACAAGGUCGUGCUAUUGCUGGUCUUUCCAUGGGUGGUUAUGGUGCGAUUCACUAUGCUCAAUUAUACACGAAUAACUUUAUUUAUGCAGCCAGUUUUUCCGGUGCUGUGGAUAUAUUUGAUCCUCCAGUUCAAAAUCUCAUUCUUCAUUUAACAACGAUAGACGACAAACCGCUCGUUGGUCCAUUCGGUUAUCCUUCUGAGCCUUUAAUUUCUAAUGGGUGGUUUGUUCAAAAUACCCUUACUCGAGCUGCACAAUUACGUGAUAUCAACAUCGCACUUUACAAUGGAAAUAAUGAUUAUAUUGAUUCGGCUUUCCUUCCAGGUUGUUCUCGUUUGCAUGAUUUAUUGGUUGUAUUCAACAUAUCUGUUUAUUUUAAUGAUUAUGGUGAUGGAAAAUCCAUCGGACAUGGUUGUGAUGGAAAACAUGACUGGGCAUGUUGGAAAGCGUCACUUAUCGACGUUUUACCUCGAAUUAUGGCUGUUCUACAACAACAGUAUUGA
Molecule: messenger RNA, 1125 nt
Organism: Adineta ricciae
Lineage: Eukaryota; Metazoa; Rotifera; Eurotatoria; Adinetida; Adinetidae
Source: the annotation of a GenBank genome assembly